Molecule: messenger RNA, 893 nt
Organism: Desarmillaria tabescens
Lineage: Eukaryota; Fungi; Basidiomycota; Agaricomycetes; Agaricales; Physalacriaceae
Exons: 10
Coding region: 42-854 (270 amino acids)
Source: RefSeq, a predicted model, not a curated record
UAUGAAGAGUCCUUCUGGUCAUUUCGUGGUUGAACACGUUGAUGUACACAUCGCAGGUCGCUUUGAGUAUCUACUACUUAUGUCGCUUCACGAUGACAAAGUGGCUGCGCUACUGGAUACUGGCAUCGUUAGCCAUUGACGGAGCUUGUUCGAUUGCGGUUCUCGUCCACACCUACGAAUAUCUGGUUAACACUGCUGGUAUAGACGACGUAGCCGCAUGGACUAUACCGAUUAUAGUCUUGCUCACAUACGCCUCCGCCUCAAUUACACAAGCAUUUUUCUGUUAUCGGUGUUGGACAAUCUCCAGGAAUAAAUGGAUUGUUGGAUGCAUCAUGUCUAUCAUUACAAUAAACAUGCUUUUCACUUUGUUUUUUGAAAUCUAUAUUUCCCUCUAUCCGAAGGAACUGACGCUGGCAUUACCGUUGACGAUCUCCGCAACACGUGCAGCAACAGACAUGAUUAUCACGGGCUCCUUAGUUUGGAUAUGUUGGCACAUAGAGUCACCGUACGCAACUACAAGAAAAAUAUUACGUCGUGUCAUGGUACAAGCCUUGGCUUGCGGCUUCACAACGGCCAUUUCAACAACACUCCUGACUAUCUUUCUUCUUCUCACUGUCUUGGAUGCACACUAUUCCCUCCUCGUUACACUCGGACGCAUUUACAGCCUCAGUGUUUUGUUACAUCUCAUUGUGUUGAAAGGUAUGCAUCGUAAUGAUCCGUGCACAAUGUGGAUAGACGGGAACACCGGUACUGAGACGAGCAAUACACAGUUAACGCCUAGUGAAACUAGCCAUCACUACCCAACGCAUCUUCAAUCGAGGACUUUAGCGAACGAUCAAAAUUCUACAGUUUAAUGUUACUUAUAUCAGCUCACCGGUCAGAAAGGACCGCAU